Molecule: messenger RNA, 2201 nt
Organism: Trichomycterus rosablanca
Lineage: Eukaryota; Metazoa; Chordata; Actinopteri; Siluriformes; Trichomycteridae
Gene: ric8a
Product: RIC8 guanine nucleotide exchange factor A
Exons: 10
Coding region: 164-1837 (557 amino acids)
Biological process (GO): G protein-coupled receptor signaling pathway
Cellular component (GO): plasma membrane; cytoplasm
Molecular function (GO): guanyl-nucleotide exchange factor activity; G-protein alpha-subunit binding
Source: RefSeq, a predicted model, not a curated record
UCAAUCCUCCGCUAAUCUCCUCAGGAAGGAUCUGUGAGUCACACCGAGGUUUAUUAUCCUUUAUUAUCCUCCUCAGCAUCAUAAACAGGGUUUAUUUAUUAACUCUUCAUAUCGGAUCUGCUCAUAAUCAGAUUCAUUAUCGGCAUCAUCAAUAAAUAAAGACAUGAAGAUGGAUUUACACGAAAUUAUAAAGAAACUGGAGACAGGAGAGCAAGAUUCAGCACUGACAGCUCUGCACAGCUACAACACUCAGAAGAGUCAGUGUUUCUCGUUCCCAUCGGAGGAGCAGCAGGAGCGAGAGCGUCUGGGCGAGCUGCUCCUCACCUUCUUGAAUCGUGACGUCCAGCCGUCGUGUAAGCUGGCGUGUUUGGAAACGAUUCGCAUUCUCUCACGGGAUAAAAAGAGCCUGGCACCGAUCGCCAGCCUCCAUGCCAUACACACGCUCGCCCGGCAUGCUGCCAUAGCGCCCGGUGAGGGGUUCCCACCCCAAGUCUCGGACCUGGAUGUGAUCGUGGAGGCGCUGAAGUGCCUCUGUAACGUCAUAUUGAACAGCACGGAGGCUCAGGAGGCCGCCGCACACUUGGGGAUCCUGGUGGGCGUGGCGGAGCGCCUCAAGCAGUGCCGCGAGUCUCAGUGGAGUCCCGACGUACGGUUCUUCGACCUGCGGCUGCUGUUCCUGCUCACGGCACUGCGCGUGGACCUGCGGGCACAGCUGGCACGGGAGCUGCGGGGUGCCCGGAUCCUGGCUGAUGCACUCGACGCCACGCUGGGUCUGCAGUGGGUCGACGUGUAUGAGGUUUCCCGGGCGGGAGCGCAGGGUCCGAAUGAUCUGCCCCCACUGGGCAGGAGUGAGACGGAGAGAGGCAUGGAGAUCCUCAAGAUCCUCUUCAACAUCACGUACGAUACUGGGCGCCGCAAGGUGGACGAGGAGGAGGCGGAGACAUACAGACACUUGGGGGCGAUACUGAGACACUGUUUACUGAGUACAGCGGAGGGAGAGGAGCGUACUGACGAGUUUCACAGCCACACAGUGAACCUGUUAGGGAAUCUCCCUCUGUUGUGUCUGGAUGUGCUGCUGAUGCCCAAAGUUCGUCACGGCUCCAUCGAGUACAUGGGCGUGAACAUGGACGCAGUAAACGCGCUGCUGCACUUCAUGGAGAAACGUCUCGACCGAGGCAAUAAGCUGAAGGAGAUGCUGCUGCCCUCCCUCAACCUGCUGACUGAGAGCGCUCGCAUCCACCGAGAGACCCGGAAAUUCUUACGCAUGAAAGUUCUCCCCCCGCUGAGGGACGUGAAGAACAAACCGGAGGUGGGGAACGCUCUGAGGAACAAGCUGGUCCGGCUGAUGACACACAUCGAUACGGACGUGAAGACCUGCGCCGCCGAGUUUCUCUUCGUCCUCUGUAAAGAAUCAGUCUCGAGGUUCAUUAAGUACACGGGUUACGGUAACGCUGCAGGACUGUUAGCGGCUCGCGGAUUGAUGAGGGGCGGCUGGGAGCCGGGGCAUUACUCUGAGGACGAGGACAGCGACACCGAGGAAUACAGAGAGGCUAAACCGCAUAUCAACCCCGUAACGGGUCGGGUGGAGGAGUGCCAGCAGAACCCAGUGGAUGAAAUGACAGAGGAGCAGAAAGAGUUCGAGGCCAUGAAACUGGUCAACAUGUUCGACAAACUGUCCAGGGAUCAUGUGAUCCAGCCCAUGAAACUCGGUCCUGAUGGGAAGAUGAGCAAACUGGAACCACACGAGCUGCACUGUCUGGUCCAGCAGCCGCUCAGUAACCCACAACUGAACGACGACGACGGUGACGGCGACGAUGAAGAAAACGACCUGGACUGAAGCUCACGUUAAUGCAGACUGACGCUCCGUUCCGAGCGGAAUGAAGGACCCGGGUUCUGAUUUCCGCUCCGGGUUCUUCAGAGCUGCUUCGAUUAGAGACGCUGCCCCGACGGCACCACACACACUGCCCGGAUUGCAGGAGCUUCAGACAGUUAGAGCGCUAAUAAGACACAAACGUUUUUGCAAUUUGUUAAGCUAAUCAUGUUCUCUCAGUCCAGAGCUGCCUGGACGCUGGACGCCGCUUCGUCAGCGUAUAUUCACUUUCUAGCUUCGCCUCGCUCGGGCGCGUUAACUGCUGAGGACGGGGGGUGGGGGGAGUGUAAAAAAUAUAAGUGUCCAUAUUAAAAAUGAAAUCUUGUCGAAA